Molecule: messenger RNA, 2102 nt
Organism: Ornithodoros turicata
Lineage: Eukaryota; Metazoa; Arthropoda; Arachnida; Ixodida; Argasidae
Gene: waw
Product: translation factor GUF1 homolog, mitochondrial-like
Exons: 17
Coding region: 48-2021 (657 amino acids)
Biological process (GO): positive regulation of translation
Cellular component (GO): mitochondrion
Molecular function (GO): mitochondrial ribosome binding; GTPase activity; GTP binding
Source: RefSeq, a predicted model, not a curated record
CACACGUGAUUUCCUGUUUCCUCUCACGUGGUGAUUAUUCUCUUUUCAUGGCGGUGCGGUGCAGAGUUUUAGCCGGCAGAUAUCUCGCGAGAAGCGUUUGUGGCCAUUACUCGGUUCCUCACAAAUAUUUCACUUAUUCCUUCCUCAGACACUAUUCAAGUAGCAGCACUGGUGUUGAGAAGAAAUAUGAGAUUGAUCCUGGUGACUUUCCUCAAGAAAAUAUUCGAAACUUUUGCAUUGUGGCCCACGUGGACCACGGGAAGAGCACACUCUCUGAUCGCCUCCUCGAGUUCACGGGUACGAUUAAGAAGUCUGCAGAGAAUAGACAAGUCCUGGACAAACUUCCUGUGGAAAGAGAAAGAGGGAUAACUGUCAAAGCGCAGUCGGCAUCUAUGAUAUAUGACCACGAGGGAACAUCCUAUCUACUCAACCUCAUUGACACACCAGGACACGUAGACUUCAGCUACGAGGUCUUGCGUUCGGUCGCUGUCUGUCAAGGCGUCAUACUCUUAGUGGAUGCAAACCAGGGCAUUCAAGCUCAGACAGUGGCCAAUUUCAACAUGGCGUUCUGUUCAGAAUUGACCAUAAUCCCGGUGCUCAACAAGGUAGACCUGAAGAAUGCAGACGUCGAGGGCGUAUCAGAUCAGAUGAACAACCUGUUUGGGACCCAGAAGGAAGAGAUCCUCAAAGUAUCUGCGAAGCUUGGCACAGGAAUCGAGGAACUCAUUAAAUCCAUCAUCGAAAGGAUACCACCUCCCAAGGGUGACGUGUCAGCUCCAUUCCGCGGUUUCCUGCUGGACUCCUGGUACGACAGGUACCGCGGAGUCAUCGCCCUCGUCAUCGCUGCCGACGGGGAACUGCACCCUGGAGACGAAAUCAUUUCGCAUACAUCGGCAACAUCGUACAUCGUUCGAGACUUGGGAUUCAUGCAUCCUGACGAGACGCCAACACCGAAAUUGUGUGCCGGGCAGACUGGCUACGUGGUGGCCAACAUGAGGUCUCCGAGAGAAGCGCACGUGGGUGACACAUUAUCACAUAAAUCCCCAGACAUAAAGCCAUUACCCAAGUUUGAGCAAUCGAAACCUAUGGUAUUUGCCGGAGUCUACCCAGAGGACCAGUCCCAAAACACGGAGCUGCGAAGUGCUAUCGAAAGACUUCUUCUUAAUGAUCCCAGUGUUCAGGUUUCACUGGAAUCGAGCCCUGCCUUGGGCCAGGGCUGGAGACUAGGUUUCUUGGGUCUCCUGCACAUGGAUGUCUUCUGCCAGAGAUUGGACCAAGAAUUUAAUGCCCAGGUUGUGGUCACCGCUCCUAGUGUCUGUUAUAAAGUGAAAAUUGUUGGUGCCAAGAAUAUCAAACAGUACGGCGGUGAAAUGGUCACGAUAAAUAAUCCACUACUGCUACCUGAUCCAUGUAUCGUGAAAGAGUAUUAUGAACCAAUGGCCACUGGAACAAUCAUCUCGCCAGACAAGUACCUCAGUGACAUCAUGAGCUUGUGCAUGAACAGAAGAGGUCAAUCGAAGAGCACACAAAACAUAGAUAAUCGCACCAUAAUGCUCCAGUACAAAUUCCCGUUAAAUGAGAUCAUCGUGGAUUUUUUUGACGAACUCAAGUCUGUCACUUCGGGUUAUGCAAGCUUUGACUAUGAGGAAACUGGAUACGAGCUCAGCAGCUUGGUGAAGAUGAGCAUCCUUAUCAAUGGGAAGGAAGUCGACGAACUAACCUCAAUAGUGCACAGCACUCGUGCCCGUAUUGUGGGUCGAUCCAUGCUGCUCAGACUGAAAGAGGCCAUCCCACAGCAAUUGUAUGCUGUCGCUCUUCAGGCCGCAAUUGGCGGGAAAGUGAUUGCCAGAGAAGACAUCAAGGCCAUCAAGAAAAAUGUUCUUGCCAAAUGUUACGGGGGCGACGUUACGAGGAAGAUGAAGUUGCUGAAGAGGCAUUCGGAGAAGCAGAAGACAUUGAGGCUUAUCGGCAACAUAGAAAUACCCAGGGAUGCCUUUAUUAAAGUGCUAAAACGCAGCUAGUAGGUUACUUUUUCUACUCGCUGUUUCUUUACACAGUUAGUGUUCCGCUAGUUCGGAAUAAAGCUGUAUAGUUGGCAUUGA